Messenger RNA from Morus notabilis, 1091 nucleotides. RefSeq names its product protein EXORDIUM-like 7. The transcript has a single exon. Bases 126 to 1001 code for a protein of 291 amino acids. The record is from RefSeq and is a predicted model, not a curated record. NCBI's taxonomy places the organism in Eukaryota, Viridiplantae, Streptophyta, Magnoliopsida, Rosales, Moraceae.
UAUUCCUCUUACUCUCCUGCUUUUCUUUUUCUUCUCUGGCUUCUUUUUCCCGGCAUCCAAACAGACAAUUCGGCCAAGCUAAAAAUUAUGAGGGCUCUUCUGACCUAGUGGACCUCCGGUACCACAUGGGUCCUGUCCUUGCUUCUUCAAUAAACCUCUACAUAAUCUGGUAUGGCCACUGGAACCCAACUCAUCAAUGCACCAUAAGAGACUUCCUCAAUUCCCUCUCUUCUUCUUCUUCUUACCCUUCUGUGGGUGACUGGUGGCGAACCGUCCGGCUCUACACCGACCAAACCGGGUCCAACAUAACCGGAAACAUUGUCCUCGCAGGCGAGUUCCAGGACUCGUGGUACUCGCAUGGAGCUUACCUCACUCGUUUGGCUAUCCAAUCAAUAAUCAAAACAGCUGUAAGUAGUUCACAUGAUCAUAGAUCUCUACCUCUCAACCCUCACAAUGGCCUCUACUUAGUCCUAACUUCGUCAGACGUCCAAGUCCAAGACUUCUGCAGGGCAGUCUGCGGGUUUCACUACUUCACAUUCCCUACAAUCGUUGGCGUCACUGUGCCCUACGCGUGGGUGGGUUACAGUGGCUCGCAGUGUCCCGGCAUGUGCGCUUACCCCUUUGCGUGGCCCGACUACUCAAAGAUGCCGCCGCCGGGUAGCGGCGGUGUUGGUGGCGGCAGCGCGAUGCGGGCUCCGAACGGGGAUGCGGGCGUUGAUGGGAUGAUCAGUGUGAUAGCUCAUGAGCUUGCGGAAGUGUCAAGUAACCCACUUGUCAACGCAUGGUAUGCUGGGGAGGACCCAACUGCGCCUACUGAGAUAGCAGACUUGUGUGUUGGUGUUUAUGGGACUGGAGGAGGUGGUGGGUUUGUGGGUAAAGUGUAUAGGGGCAAAUGGGGAAUCGGGUAUAACGUGAACGGAGUGAGAGGAAGGAAGUUUCUAAUACAAUGGGUAUGGAACCCUGUAAAAAAGAGGUGUUUUGGUCCCAAUGCCCUGGAUUAGGAUGCCUAAUUAGUUUGUACAUGAUUCACUGUCAUAGUUAUGAUUUCUUUCUUCCAUUACCUAAUACUUUUAUGUAUGUUAUUAAAAAAA